UUUAAUUCGGCUUCAAAAACCUUUAAACGAAAAGAUUAGAAUCAAAAUAAAUUACUCUAUGAAUCAAACGAUAUUCUACAAUAAGAAAGAUGUUCCCACUAACAAGGUAUACAACCAUAGUCCGCUGUUCAGAAUUCAUUUCGUUCGUAGUCUCAAACGUGUGCGAACGUGUGAAUUGUGUUCUAUUAACGAAAUUACGUCUUAUUCUUUUCUGAACUGUAAUUUUCGAAAAAACAUAAUGAAGUUCAUUGUAAUUGUUACGUGUCUUAUCAUACCACUUUUGGCAUCAUCAAUAGAAAAAGCGUUCACAACGGAGAAAGAACAGAUUGCAACCACAGAAGAAGCACCCAUCGAAACUGCAGAGCAGACAACACCAUACAUUAACGUCAACUACUACCGUGGUCCAGAACAGAAUCUCAAAUCAAAUAUUCGAAAAGGUGCAGAGCUAAAAAACUACUUUUAUGGAAUCUCUUACGAAAUAUUGACAACCACCGAUGAUAAGGGUAACCGAGAGUUUUUAACUGUUGACUAUGUUCAGGCUGUUAAGGCAUGCAACAAUCGAUCGCUCUUAACAUUCAAAACGAAAAAAGAAAAUGCUUUCGUUUCCAAUUGGCUUUUCAACGAGCUGAAGAUCGAGACUCAAGUUUGGAUCGGUUUGACGAGAGUCAACGGCACCAAUGAUUUCGUCUGGGCCGAUGGAACCAAAUUAAAAUCGAAAAAUGAUGAAAAAUUGUUCAAAAAUUGGCAUAAAUGUGAACCGAAUGAUAUUACCACCACAAGUUGGAGGGUGGACGGUUGGGGCGAGGAUUGCGUUGAAAUGUACUCAUCUUACUAUCCGUACCCUCCGAGAUGCGAUGUAAAUUCUAAAGCUGGCCAAUGGAAUGACAUUCCAUGUAAGCUGAUUUACAACAUGGUUGUUUGUCAAGAGAAAAGCUCUUGAAAAGCAUUCCAAAUUUGAAAGAUGAAAACAGAAGAGAGAGGAUAAUUUGGUGAUUGGGACGAAGCGACUCAAUCGCUAAAUUAUUAUCUCUCUGGAUGAAAAUGAUCAAUUGAUAUCGUAAUAAAGACAGACUCUACGUAGCACGAUUUUCUAUAUUUCUCUCUCUCCGAGGGGUGACG
This is a messenger RNA of Bradysia coprophila, 1119 nucleotides long. RefSeq lists its product as uncharacterized. The record is from RefSeq and is a predicted model, not a curated record. NCBI's taxonomy places the organism in Eukaryota, Metazoa, Arthropoda, Insecta, Diptera, Sciaridae.